UCAACAAUCAAACAUCAAAUAAAUCAAAUCACUAGCUAACUCAUCAGCCUAAAGACACAGAGAGCGCAAAAAGAACACAAAAGAAAUCAAAUGGCAGGAAGACUGAGUAAAGUAGCUUCAUCUAUGCUGGGCGGAAACGGCGUCGUUUCCCGGUCCGUCGGAAACUCCCUUCGUCAACGCGCCGGUAUGGGCCUUCCCGUCGGCAAACACAUCGUCCCCGACAAAUCGCUUUCAGUGAACGAUGAGCUUACAUGGGAUAACGGUACUUCAUUUCCCGAGCCUUGCAUCGAUCGCAUCGCCGACACUGUCGGAAAGUAUGAAGCAUUAGCUUGGUUGUGUGGAGGAUUGGGGUUUUUCGCUACACUUGGAUUAGCCGCUGUUUGGAAUGAUAAGGCCUCGAAAUACCCCUUUGCACCAAAGGUUUAUCCAUAUGACAAUUUAAGGGUAGAGCUCGGAGGAGAACCCUAGAUAUGUCUGCUCCAACCAAUGUAUUACAAAUGUUAUCCGGCUCGGUCAUCCAUUUACAAUUCAUUUCUUUUUAUAUCUGUGGGAUAGUUACAAUAAAGGUUUAACUUCCCUGUUGGUUUUAUCUCCAAGAUAAAUAUGGCUAUGCUUGGCAACUUUCCUGAUGAUAUGAUACUGUUUUCUUUUGCUCAGUGGCAUAUAAUAACUGCCCCAUUCUUGCUUAA
This is a messenger RNA of Beta vulgaris subsp. vulgaris (sugar beet), 689 nucleotides long. Its product is annotated as NADH dehydrogenase [ubiquinone] 1 beta subcomplex subunit 8, mitochondrial. The transcript is spliced from 4 exons. Bases 91 to 468 code for a protein of 125 amino acids. Lineage: Eukaryota; Viridiplantae; Streptophyta; Magnoliopsida; Caryophyllales; Amaranthaceae. The record is from RefSeq and is a predicted model, not a curated record.